This is a messenger RNA of Clonostachys rhizophaga, 465 nucleotides long. The record is from the annotation of a GenBank genome assembly. NCBI's taxonomy places the organism in Eukaryota, Fungi, Ascomycota, Sordariomycetes, Hypocreales, Bionectriaceae.
AUGCUUAAACUCACAGGGAAAGGGCUGAUGGCUAUUGAGUGGUCCUUAAUUGGCAUCGCUCUUAUUCUUGGCCUCGCACGACUUGAUCUACGAUUCAAGCAUCACCAACAAGGAUUCAUUCUUAGAGACUUGUUCUAUUUAUUUGCGCUGGCGACCGCACUUACCAAUACCGCUAUUGACACGGCUUUAUGGCACCGCGGGAUAGGAGUCUUUGAGGAAGAUGUUGAUUUCGGGGUGGUACAGUGGCAGGCACCCAGGGAUAAUAUCAUUGCUGCUUUCAGACUAAGAGACAUAACAGUUUUUAUUCUUCCGUUAGCCUGCAUUAGCCGGUUACCGAUGUCCAGAGCGCAAAAGAUCAGCGCAGGCCUUACUUUUGGCCUCGGAUUUAUUAACAUUGGCAUUACCGUUAUGAGAUGGUUCAUCGUCCACUCACCGUUUGCGCCGUCGACCACUUUUGCCGUGGAU